GAUGCCAUCACCUGUCGCGAUGCAGCAGACUGAUGCCAUGCAGAGCGAGAGCGCGCGCGUCUAAAGAUACAGAAUGGAGUCAUUCAACCAAUCCGGGUUGAUGGGACCCAUCCCAGGGGAUUAUAACUCCUCCACUGAAUUGGGAUUUUCAGGAAGUUCCACCCCUUUUGGGAAUUAUUCUGCCAAUAUGUCAGGUCAAAGUAUACCAUUCCAAGGAAGCAGCACCAUGGUUACCGCAGUGAUAUCAUUCACCGUGUUCAUCGUUGGACUUACCGGCAACACCCUAGCUAUUUACGUGGUUUUACGCUACGCCAAGAUGAAAACUAUUACGAACAUCUACAUUUUGAAUCUGGCCAUCGCGGAUGAGCUCUAUAUUUUGGGCCUACCUUUUCUAACGACACAAAACGUACUCUCCUAUUGGCCGUUCGGCUCCUUCCUGUGUCGCGUUGUCAUGACGGCAGACUCUCUAAACCAGUUCACGAGCAUCUUCUGUUUGACUGUGAUGAGCAUCGACCGCUAUCUAGCAGUUGUACAUCCUAUUCGCUCCACUAGAUGGCGCCGGCCACGGGUAGCUAAAGCGGUUAGCGCUGCAGUUUGGGCAUUUUCCUUUGUCGUUGUUCUUCCCGUGGUGAUAUUCUCGGAUGUUCAGGACAUGUUUCAAUUGUGUAAUAUGAUUUGGCCCGAACCACAUGACGUUUGGUCGACGGCAUUUAUCCUCUACACCGCGACGCUCGGAUUCUUUGGCCCCCUGCUGGUCAUCUGCAUGUGCUACCUUCUCAUCGUAGUCAAGGUGAAGUCGUCUGGCGCCCGGGCCGGAUUUACAAAACGCCGGCGUUCAGAACGGAAGGUGACGCGCAUGGUGGUGGUCAUCGUGGUGGUGUUUGUGCUUUGCUGGCUGCCGUUCUACAUCAUCAACAUCGUAAACCUGGUGUUCAUACUCCCGGAGAGCAGCGUCAUGGCUGGGGUAUAUUUUUUUGCCGUCAUCCUGUCGUACGCCAACAGCUGCGCAAAUCCGCUGCUCUACGGGUUUCUGUCCGACAACUUCAAGCAGAGCUUUCGAAAGGUCCUAUGCGUGCGGAAGGCCAAUGGCGUGGAGGAUGGAGAUCCCAGCGUACCGCGAACGGAAAAAACGACGACUCAUGACUCGUUUCUGGCACCUCGGAACAAUGACUUCAAUGGACAUGCUCAGAGCAGCCAGGAUCUGCAGUUAGAGUCAUGCAUGAGCUCAUCCGAGAAGCCACAGUCUCCAAAACCGCACAUCUUUGACCAGUCCACACUCUAAACGCUCAUUUACAUCCUUAUUUCAUCUCCUUUCCUGUGGUCUAUCCUCUCUCAUCUCUUUCAAUCUGUCUGUCUGUUCAUCUGUCCUUCUUUCAUUGGCUUCCUGCGGAAGGUGUGGCCUCAGUCUCAAGCCAUGCCCCCGAAUGUGCCGGUGACUCCGCCCUCACGUGCAGCAGAGCUCAGCCUCCAGCCGGUGCCCUCUGUCGCCACGCCCAGCUCCAGCCGUGACCCGUGACCCUGCCGGGUCGUGAGAGCCAAUGCGAACAAUGCCAGGAUACCUUUGGGUGGAGGAAAACAAAAGAAUGGGAAAAAGGGAUUUUGAAAAAAGAGAGAGGAAUGUUGCUGGAUGGUGGAUCUUUUGAAAACAUAUCCAGGUUUUAUUUCACUCUUAAAUCAAAUGAAAAAAAUACAGUGUAAGGAAGGGAUAAUGGACAGACAAUACUCAUUACCGGAAUGCAUCCGGGUUGAUUUAUUGCCACGAAAAUAAUGUCACACUGCAAAAUAUUGCAAUAGCUUCGUUUUCACUAUGUAAAAUAUAGUUUCAUAUUUCUUUCUUUUGAUUUUUGCGGAAAAAUAUGACCUGAACAUGUUCUCGAAUUUCAGCAUCAGCUUUUUCCUUUCUGCUCCACUGCCAAUAAUACGAAAACAGUAUUAUAUCUACCUUCCAGAGCGGAUGACGGCAAAUAAAUGGAGAACUCUGAAAGGCUGCGCUUCAACUUGGAAAGUCAACAUUCCUGACGUCAUUUGGAAAACAGCAUUGGAACGUCACUUGAUGUCAAACUUCCAACUUAAAAGCUUGUGCAUGAAUCGGCCACUCUUAUUUCAACGUGGUGGCACCACAGAGAUGUCACAGGUCAUGAUAAACAUUCACUCAAAUGUAUAAAUGAGUCAAAGUUCCUACAAUACAUGUAAAUAUCAAACGUUUGCCAAGAUAUGUGUGUAAAUCACGGUAAAUUAUCGUCCCGGUUGCUAAUUGUGCACCUGCUAAAUCUGCAAUGCUUCACAAUUUGUUUGUAUUAUGCCAGGAAACGUCUUUGUUGACAAUUUGACUCCUUCAAACUCAAUGAUAGUGGUGCCAUUUUGCUUCUUUAUACAUCAUCUUCCAAGCGUUGGGCAUUUGAACGCCUUUAUGGUCAAAGGUUGGAAAUAUAAAGGAAUAUCCCACAUCCGACUUUGGAUGCAACGCAGCAGUUGGUGACCCAUGACACACUCAGAGCUCCUUGUCUCUGGGUGGAAACUUCCCUCUUCUCAUCUGGGGACUCGCUGGGACAGAUAGAAUGAAAUGUGAAAGAUUGCUUUUGGAUGUUUGGGCCUCCGGAUCCUCACUGUCUGAAUUCCCCAACAUCCAGGAGCUUGAGAAUUAGGGAUUUGCAGCACUUAAGGGUGUGGUGUUCAAGGGUUUUGGAGUAUAAGGGUCAAGAUUGCUUUUUGUGAUCCGUAUUGAUGUUUAAGCUUUCCCCGACUCUCUGCCAAAUGUAGCAAAGUGCCUUUUCUAGUCACGGAUCAAACUAUCAGCAUUCAUUUCAAAAUACAAGACCUCAAUGGAGGCCUUAGGGACACAACAUGGUCAUUGCAGUUGUUUGAUUUCUUUUGUUGGACUGGUUUCUACUUGUUCACUGGUGGGUCGUUCAGUUUCAUUUUGUAGAUAUUCAUAAGUAAAGUGUACACAUACAUUUUUGGAUAUUUGGAUAGAGGCAAGGGCUGGGUAUCAACAUAGAUUUCCCAAUAUGAUUGUGAUUCACAAGCUUUUUAUUCAAUUCUGAUUCAUUUGCAUGUAUUUCAGUUAUAAUGUCCAUUUUGCUUACACGAGAGGGGAAGCUCGCACACAAUGUGUAGAAAAAUUCUUACAAUUUUUUGUUUAUUGAGAAGCCAAUAUGUGCAAAAAUUGCUCAGUGAAAAGACUAGAUGUUUUCGAUUUACAUCGUCAUCAUCGGGACACUGAUGAGGAUGCAAAUCGAUGGAAAACUGAAACGUUUUGUCUUUGCACGGAGCACUUUUUGGCCUCUCAAUAAACUAAAACAUUUUGAGACUUUUUCUACACAUUGUAUGCAAGCUACCCCUCUCUUUUGGACUAUAGUAUGAUUUUUUUGAGCUUACGCAUUAAAGCUACUUGGAAAUAUAAGCCCUUUCAGUAUUUGGCGCGAACAUCUACAGAUUUUGGACUAUAGUACUGCUUACAUAUGAAGAACAUUAUCUUGGUACAUUACGAAAAUACAUACAAAAAUAACCAAAAUUGAGGUACACUUUAAAGUAAAAGAUUGGUCUUGGGAUUUUAAGAAUCAAGGAGUGCAUUUAAAUGCACAUCCUUACACCGAUUAUGCUUAAUAAGCCAACAAACAUGUGUGGUCAUGUAAACGCAAUAAAUGUAAGCGCAGUGUAGUUCUAGCAGGAAGACUAGCAUCUGUACAUCAACACACAAUUAUCUGGGUAACUCCUAGCCAAUCACAUGUAAGCCGUUGCUUUAUAAGUCUGCUCACAAUCUAUCACAUUGCUGUUUCAGUGUGCUAACACGGCAACCUCCUCCACCCCACCACCACCUGUUGAGUCCGUCCUGCACGGGGGUAGGCUCCUCGCCUCUGCCUCCUAUCUCCGGCAGGAUAUGACGGUUCCAAGUACAAUUUCUUCGGACCACCAGACAGGGCUUAUGCCAAAUAGAGACAUUACAUUUCUGUUUUAUAUUCAUCAAAUAAACGUCAUCUUAAAUUUCUGAUGAGUCUUCUUUAAAAUUCUGUGAGGCUUCCUGAUAGAAACGGCAUUCCUUUAUCGUUGUGUUAAGUCAAAAACGUCAAACCAGUCAAAACGGGUAGAUCUUUGCCCACUACCCCGAGUUCACGUUUCGUGUAAACACAUUUAUCGGUGUUCUUACUGGCUUAUAUCCAAUGUACGCAAGUGUUGUGCGCACAUGCCUAUUCACGGUUGAGAAUAACGUGAUUAUUUCAAAUGUCAUGGAAAUACGGAUUUCUAGCUUUGUUAAAUUUGUAAAUAAGCAGAUUUUUUCAGUGUAUUGGUGUGCAUGAUUUUGUAUUGGUGGGCUCGAGAUCGGGAUCGCUUAAAUCUCAGUUCAUCUGAAAAGUGAAAGGACCAAACUAUGCAGUUCAAUUGCUAUUUAUUUAGCAGAAUUUAGUCAACACAACCAAAAUAGCAGUCAUUUUUAAAGUAAAAGACUGAUCUUGGGAUUGAAAUAAUCGAUAUCUAGAUUGUUCAAAUGAAGAUUGCGAUUAAUCGGAAAAUCUAUUUAAACCCAGCCCUAACAGAACUAAAAUGUACAGUACACUAUCAACAUACUGGAAAAGGAAUUGUGAAACCUUUGCAUGGGUACCGCCACAGGUGAACUAGUUCCAUACAUUACAUGGGAAAACUCUCGUUUAUUAGUAAAUGAUGGAGAAACUUUGUAAGACCGUUUUAAAUGGAAAUGUUUUACAAAUGAAAUCCAGAUGAGAUUGAUUUAACUAUUUAAAAUAUACAUGAAGCUGUUAUAAAUAUGAAUAAAACUAAUUUGAAUACCAUAAAUUAAGUUAUAUGAACAUCAAAGGUUAGUAAACGUUUUUACACCUCUAAAGUUUAGGCUACGUCUACAUUAAUCCGGAUACAUUUGAAAAUGGCGUUUUCGUUUCAAAUCGCUCUCCGUCCACACUGACGUUUUCAAUCGUUUUCCAAAAGUUGCACGUCCACACUGAAACGUAUGAAAACGCUUAAAUCGUGUCACUGCGCAUGCGGGAAAUCCCCGCUGCAUGUACGGUCUGAAACGCAAUUGUCCUCGUGUUCCGUCACCGGACACCAAUUCCGAGUAAACUUCCCUUCGCCUUUGAAGGAACACAAAGGUGAAGGUUGCACAAAGUGACAUUUAUUUUAUCAACGCUAUCAAAGUAAGUAUCAGGCACAACAGCGCCGCUAUAACACGGGCCGCCAUCUUGAUUGUUUUGGUUGGAUAUAUCACAUGACUAAAAAUGCGUCAUCGUUUUAUAAAGCGUCCGUUAUCACAGUCCACGCAAAAAAAAAACAACAAAAAGCGCGAAAACGGCGUUUUCAAAUGUAUUCACUUUGGAUUGCGUUUUCAAAAAGCUCCGUUUUCGCGGACAAAAAGCUCCGUCUCAGUGUGGACUAGCCCUUAAAUGCAUGGAAGUCUUUACAUUUUAGAUAACGUCAGUACGUUAAUAUUGUGAAUUUCCGUUAUUCAAAGUGUACCAAAAUGAAUCACACUUUAUGCACAAAUACUAAUGUGGCGCUUCAUUGUUAAAUGUUUAUAUAUAUAUUAACAUGUGAUGGAUUUACGAUGUUUUUUUUUCAACAUUAUUUUACCAUGUAAUUAUAUUGUAAAGGACUGAUUUUACUCUAGUAUUCUCCGAAGCGCUCAAUCACUGCCAGUGUAAUGGAAAACAUGCCAGCUGUCAUUAUCAUUGUCUUUCUUACGCUGAUAUUUCUAUUAAUGUUUGAUGUGUAAAUUGUCUUAUUUGUCAAAAAUAGAAAAAAAACUGUAAAAACUGUUGAAUGAAUUAAUCUGUCAUGUGCACUUGCUUUGCUGCCACUUUUCCUCACCGUCUCAGAUGGAAGCUUUUAGAAAUGUCUUCAUUGCCUUAGUUAGAGAUCUCCCAGCUGCUGAGUUUGGUAUAUGUUGUGGAUGUGUAUGUUGUCGUGCGUAUUUAGCUGUUCAAAAAAGCUCUAGCGAAUGUACUUUGCUUUAUUAAUCCUAAUUGUGCCUCUGAUAUAUACUGUAGUGUACUUUAAUGGCAUGUUUCAAGCCUGUUUGUUUCAAGCCAGCUUUACAAUACACAAUCAAUACUCUCAGCUUCUUAUUAAACCCAAAGAUUUAUUUAAUUCUAGAUUUGUUGGAACUGGUUUUGGCCUGUAUAGAUUUAACGGAGCCUUCAAACUGUGAAUGACACAUUUACAUAAAGGGUUAGUUCACCCAAAAAGGAAAAUGAUCCCAUAAUUGACUCACCCUCAAGUCAUCCUAGGUGUAUAUGACUUUCUUCUUUCAGCCAAUCACAAUCGGAGUUAUAUUAAAAAUGUCCUGCUCUUCCAAUCUUUAUAAUGGGAGUGAAUGGUACCUUAGAUUUUGAAGCCAAAAAAGCUCAUUCAUCCAUCAAAAAAGUAAUCCAUUCGGCUCCAGGGGGUUUAUAAAGGCCUUCUGAAGCAAAGCGAUGCAUUUGUGUAAGAAAAUAUCCAUCUUUAUAAACUAUAAUCACUGGCAUCCGGUAACAGCCGUCCGCGCGUUCACAAGAGAGUCGAGUUCUGGCGAGAAGUGACGAACGCCUAGGAUGGAUUGAGGGUGAGUAAAUGAUGGGAUUAUUUUCAUUUUUGGGUGAACUAACCCUUUAACAAACCACUCUGUGCUAUAGAGACAAAGAAAAUAUCAUGUUUGUGCACCACUAUUAUUAGAAUUAUCAUUACUUUAAGGAUUACUUUGUAUUUAUCAUGUAUUUGUUUCUGGGUCGUUCUCAGGAAAUGGUGCCAUUUGUGCUUCAAAAUUUCAGGAAUUGUUUCUAUGUAUUUUCUUGAUCAUUUGAUUUGGAGCAGUUUUUCGUAACCACUAUAGACAUUGAUAUAUGUACACUCACAACCACUUUAUUAGGUACACCUGUACACAUACUUAUUCAUACAAUAAUCAGCCAAUCG
Messenger RNA from Xyrauchen texanus (razorback sucker), 6897 nucleotides. RefSeq names its product somatostatin receptor type 5-like. The transcript is spliced from 3 exons. Gene Ontology annotation, cellular component: neuron projection; membrane. The coding region runs from base 74 to 1282 and encodes 402 amino acids. Gene Ontology annotation, biological process: regulation of insulin secretion; neuropeptide signaling pathway; cellular response to glucocorticoid stimulus. Lineage: Eukaryota; Metazoa; Chordata; Actinopteri; Cypriniformes; Catostomidae. The record is from RefSeq and is a predicted model, not a curated record. Gene Ontology annotation, molecular function: neuropeptide binding; somatostatin receptor activity.